Parnassius mnemosyne (clouded apollo) is the source of this 864-nucleotide messenger RNA. NCBI's taxonomy places the organism in Eukaryota, Metazoa, Arthropoda, Insecta, Lepidoptera, Papilionidae. The record is from the annotation of a GenBank genome assembly.
AUGGCGACCGUACAAAACAUGGAAAAUGGCAGAACAAUCUCACUGAUAGACAAAAGAGACAACAUGAAUAAUGAAAUCUCGUCAACGUCUAGUGAUGAUUGCCAGACGCAAAAUUCAAAUGAUACCAUAUUGAAAAUUAACAAUUUCUACAAAGCACGGUAUAAAGAAUCCAACUCGGACAACGAGAUCGUCGAACCCAGAGUUCGGACGAACAUGCAACACCGAAGUCACUACAAAUCGAUGGGGAACAUAAACGAAGCCUACCGAACAAUGGACUUCAAUAGAAACUUAAGUACUGUACAAAAUAGCAUAAGCAAUAUAGAUUUAAGUUUGCACAGCGAUGAAAUCAAGAAGUUUGACUCCUUACAAAUACCUAUAGUCGGGUAUGAGGUAAUGGAAGAGAGGGCCCGCUUCACCAUUUACAAGUUGAAAGUGGAGGAUGAUAAAAGGGACCAAUCUUGGCUGGUGUUCCGACGGUACACGGACUUUGUGAGGCUCUACACGAGAAUCAAAUCGGAGCAACCGAACGUUAUCCUUCCCCUGCCGGGCAAGAGGUGGUUUCGAGAUAACUUCGAGCCAGCGUUCCUAGAAGAUCGCGUUCGGGGCCUACAGGUGUUCGUCAACGCGAUACUGUCGAAGUUACCAAAUCACCCGGUUGUUAGGGAGUUUUUUUGUUUAGACGAGCCUCCUCAAGUGUUCAGUUAUCAACCGGAAGUGCAAGCGGUGUACGGUGCGUUAGAGGACUCUAUAAGCACGUUGAAAAUGAAGUUGAAACAGAAGGAUGCGACCAUAAUGCAUUUGCAGAGACAGCUCGCUCAGUUAGAGAAUCGUGUAAAGAACUGUCCCACGUGUAACAAGUCUUGA